This is a messenger RNA of Malania oleifera, 1767 nucleotides long. RefSeq names its product acireductone dioxygenase 1-like. Gene Ontology annotation, molecular function: acireductone dioxygenase [iron(II)-requiring] activity. The record is from RefSeq and is a predicted model, not a curated record. Bases 13 to 708 code for a protein of 231 amino acids. The transcript is spliced from 6 exons. NCBI's taxonomy places the organism in Eukaryota, Viridiplantae, Streptophyta, Magnoliopsida, Santalales, Ximeniaceae.
CAUAAGACACACAUGGCAGUCCAGCCCUCCCUGUCUGUCUUUCUCGGCCUCUGUUCUUCUUAUACACAGCGGCUCAGCGCACAGCCAUUCAUCUCUCACCCCACCUCACAACGGAAGCAAAGCAGGGGGGCAUCAAACCCACCCAUGGCGAUCGAAGCAUGGUUCAUGGAAGAUAACGCGGAGGACCCAAGGCUUCCCCAUCACCGAUACCCUAAAGAGUUCGUGUCGUUGGACCACCUCGCUGAUCUGGGAGUCUUAUACUGGCAUUUGAACCCAAAGAACUACGAAAACGACGAGGAAUUGAAGAAGAUCAGGGAAGCCCGGGGAUACAAUUACAUGGAUUUGUUGGAUUUAUGCCCUGAAAAAGUGGAAAAUUACGAAGAGAAGCUGAAGAACUUCUACACGGAGCACAUACACGGGGAUGAGGAAAUACGGUACUGUUUGGAAGGGAGCGGGUACUUCGAUGUCCGGGACAAGGACGACCGGUGGAUCCGCAUCUGGAUCAAGGAGGGGGAUCUCAUCAUUUUACCCGCCGGAAUCUACCACCGGUUCACUCUAGACUCCGGUGACUACGUCAAGUUGAUGAGGUUGUUCAUGGGGGAGCCGGUGUGGACGGCGUACAAUCGGCCGCAGGAGGAUCACCCGGCGAGAAGGGAGUACGUGAAGAGUUUCACCGAGAUGCCUGGAGUGGCGCUGGAAGCUCAUUAAUUAUAACCUUGAUAGAUGCAUAUGGAAACCCUAGUGAUGAGUUCUGACAUUAAGAGCACGGUACUAUUGCCAGUGGUGUUAGUGCAAUCAUACGGACUCAUGGAGCAUGUGGUGUGACAGUCGACUGAACUAUAUAGUAGAGUUGUUGUGUCCCUUUAGUCUGGAUCAGGGCUUUUGGCCGACCAUUCGUACUACAGAUACGAGAUAUGUGAUGAUAUUUGACCUAACCAGUUCAGCCAACCACGGUUAGGUCCAACUUUCGGCCGUACAACCUUGACCAUGGGGACAAACAUGUCGUAGUGAAUAUCCUUAGGGUAGUCAUGAGUACAGACACGGAUGUAUCGGUUAUGGUGACACUCAUGAGCUUGAUAUGGAAAUGGAAAUGAUAAUGGAAACGAGAAAGAAAAUAGGAAAUGAAAUGGGAAUGGAAACGAGAAAGAAAAUGGGAAAUGAAAUGGCGUGAGUUAAUAAAUAAUUAAAGCGAAAUAAAACACGCCGCCUGAGGGCUUACUAAGUAAGGUGAAUGCUUUGAUGAGUAUCAGUUGUAACUCAACUCGAGUUAAUCGAGCUAGACUGCAAACGAUAUUAGGGUAUAGGGAAGCUGCUUGUAUGGGCGGGUAAGCUUCCCUUUUCUCAAGAAAUUCGCCGGUAAACUUGAGACACGAAUGAAUGAUUUUGGAGAUAGAAGUAAAGCAUAUGAAAGCUUGUAUUGUAUAUCUAUAUGUUUAUGAUUAUGGAAAUGAUAUAUUUUCUCAGAAGAUAUUAUUAUUGAAACGAAUAUAUGUUAUUACAGAAUGAAUCUCAUAUUUAUUCUGUCUUACUAAGAUGUGUCUCACCCAAUCAUUUAAAUAUUUCAGGAAAUCGAGUUAGAGACAGUGAUAAAGCUCUGAGGUAGAAGGAAGCUGAUACCCUAAGUAGUCAUGGUGAGUAUGUUGUACUAGGAAGGUUUGAUUCCCCUAGAGUUUUUGUGGCUGACUUGUAUGUAUGGAUGGUAGUACUAUGGUAUGUGUAUUCGCUGUGGUAUAUAUGUAUAUAUAUUUGAAAUGACUUUCGUUGUUA